UUUUAUUUUCUUUUGAUUUUUGAGGCUGAAUGAACAGGUGAAAGCGGAAAGAUCAGAUUUCGUUGUUGGCAUAUAGAAAUAGAAACAGAACAGGGAGGAGGAGGCGGAUGGGUUUUUUUUCUAAGAAAAAAAGGAAACAAACAGUGAUAAUGUAAACUUUAUUAAAGCAAAUCGAAGUUGAAAAAGAAAACGGAGAGAAAAACAAACAACAAACAAGCAAUGGAAUCGCAACAACAAGAAGAAGAAGCUUUUCCUCCUCCGCCUUCUCUACCUGACUCUACUCCUCCUCCGCCUCCACCUCUGCCUCCGCCUCCGCCCUUCGAUCCCAGUCGAAUGAUCGGCAUAAUAAAGAGAAAGGCCUUGAUAAAAGAAUUAGCUGCCGUAUACCAUGCAGAAUGCCUUGCAUACUGUCAAGAGCUUUUGGAACUCCAAAGAAAAUGGGAUGAGCCAUAUAUUGACUUGAAAACUCCAGAGGAUACAAGGAAAGAGACGUUACGACCUUCCAAGCGGCUAAAGAAAACUCGUUAGGUGCCGAUCAUUGUAAGAUUCUCUGAUUACAAAAUAUGUUCAAGGAUUUCUACAUCUGCAAGAAAGCAUUUCCCCACCACCUGAUGAAAUCGGCUAGUAGAUGAGAUGGGCAAUAAUUCUAUAAUGAUAGCAGUAGCAGUAUAUGGAUGCUUAGGCUUAAGCUCUCUAUAGGCAACCAAUUUUUGGAGUCAAUACUAUGAAUCUAUGACGUGGGUCAUGUAAAAGUGUUGAAAUUAUACUCCUAAUUAAUAUCAGAAAUAGCCUUCAAAUUGCUGUAAACCAAUGGGUUGCAAACUUGACUUGCUUUAUUCCAUUUUCAUAUAUAUAUAUAUAUAUAUAUAUAUAUAUAUGUAUUUCCAGCAAGCUUCUGUUAAUGAUCUUAAUUUCAUAUUGUGUUGCAAUUGCACUCUGUUAUGAUUGGAUGGAAUUUUAUUCUUUUA
Messenger RNA from Ziziphus jujuba (common jujube), 968 nucleotides. RefSeq lists its product as uncharacterized. Lineage: Eukaryota; Viridiplantae; Streptophyta; Magnoliopsida; Rosales; Rhamnaceae. The transcript has 4 exons. Bases 220 to 528 code for a protein of 102 amino acids. The record is from RefSeq and is a predicted model, not a curated record.